This is a messenger RNA of Paraglomus occultum, 1104 nucleotides long. The record is from the annotation of a GenBank genome assembly. NCBI's taxonomy places the organism in Eukaryota, Fungi, Glomeromycota, Glomeromycetes, Paraglomerales, Paraglomeraceae.
AUGGUCCAAUUGAAGAAAAUACACCCCACGAUCAAAUACGGAAAGAACCUUAUCCGCUUCCCAAGGAAUUCGAAUGGUGUACGAUUGAUCUUAACAAUGAGUCCGAGCUAAACGAGCUCUACACACUCUUGACAAAUAACUAUGUUGAAGACGAAGAUGCAAUGUUCCGAUUCGAUUAUUCGGCAAAGUUUCUGAAAUGGGCACUGCAACCACCAGGCUACAAAAAAACAUGGCAUUGUGGUGUUCGUGUAACAUCCAACAAAAAACUCGUGGCCUUCAUUAGUGGAACUCCAGCAGACAUCCGCAUAUACAAAUCAACGCAGCAUCUGGUCGAGAUAAACUUCCUUUGCGUUCAUAAGAAGCUACGAAGCAAGCGAUUGGCACCAGUGCUGAUCAAAGAGAUUACUCGUCGAAGCCAUCUCCAGGGAAUCUUUCAAGCUGUUUAUACAGCCGGUAUUGUACUGCCCAAACCUAUUUGUAGCGCACGUUACUUUCACCGUAAUUUGAAUCCGAAGAAACUUAUCGAGACCAACUUCUCCCGUCUUCCUCCGAACAUGACUAUGUCGCGUAUCAUCAAGAAAUUUAAACUUCCAGCUGAAACUGCUACGCCCGGGUUGCGACCGAUGAAAUCAAAAGAUGCGCCCGCAAUUAGGAAAUUGCUCAAUGAGUAUAUGAACAAGUUUAACUUUGUUCCAGUCUUCAAGUCGGAUGAAGAAGUUAGACAUUGGCUUCUACCAAAAGAAGGUGUCAUUUGGUCAUACGUCGUUGAGGAUUCUGCUACGAAAACGUUGACAGACUUUUUUUCUUUUUACUUUCUGCCGUCAACGGUAAUCGGUCACGCAGUACAUAAAACCAUUAAUGCUGUAUAUCUGUAUUACUACGCAGUAAAGGAGACUGAAGAGAAGGCUGUCAAAGGACGACUCCAGGCACUUAUCAAGGAUGCCUUGAUUUUGGCAAAACAGCAAAAUAUCGAUGUGUUCAAUUGUCUAGAUAUCAUGGAAAAUAAUCUGUUUAUCGAACCUUUGAAAUUUGGUGCAGGAGAUGGCACGUUAAAUUAUUACAUGUAUAAUUGGAAAUGCAAAAAUAUGGAUAGCAGUAAAUUGG